GUCUUUUUCCCUUGCCCCUUCCACGACACCCCUCCUCCCAUUCUGGCCUGUUAAUCAUUUUCCGGCCAGCUCCGUUCUGCUCCGCAGCAGUCACUUUGUUCCCUUCUGUUGACCCUCUGCGACUCCACUGCGCUCUCCUUCCACCCGAGCCUCCUACGUCGAGUUCCCUCGGGUACGUUGCAGUCGCCUUCAGAAUCGCGUCUUCACUUACCGACGGUCGAAUCCGCUUGCAGCAGACAAGGGCCUCUCGUCCGCCCCUCCUCCACAUCCCAUUAUCUUUCGCCCAUUCGCGUCGUUUGUGAAUAAGCCCAUUAUUCCGCCAUGUCGUCGGUUCGGUUCACUUCCGCAUUGGCUCGCCGCUCCCUCAACUCCCCUCUUCUGCCCUGCGGUGCCCCUCCCAUUUCCUCCGCUCUUCGCUCUUUCUCUUCUGCUUCUUAUUCUGCUUUCUCUUCUUCUUCUUCUUCUUUUCCCUCACCAUCCAGCGCUCGCGCUCUCGCAUCCACUGCUCGCAUCUCCCGUCCCGCAGCUACUCGUUCUCUAUACCGCGUUCAAACCCGCACCAUGGCGACUGAAGUACAGAAGAUCAAGGUCAAGAACCCCGUCGUGGAGUUGGACGGUGAUGAGAUGACCCGCAUUAUCUGGAAGGAGAUCAGGGAAAAGUUGAUCUUGCCUUUCCUCGAUAUUGACCUCAAGUACUACGACCUGGGUCUUGAGUACCGUGACCAGACCGAUGACAAGGUCACCACCGAGUCCGCUGAGGCCAUCAAGAAGUAUGGUGUCGGUGUCAAGUGCGCCACCAUCACUCCUGAUGAGGCCCGUGUUGAGGAGUUCAAGCUGAAGAAGAUGUGGCUGUCUCCUAACGGUACUAUCCGUAACAUCCUUGGCGGUACUGUCUUCCGUGAGCCCAUUGUCAUUCCUCGCAUUCCUCGCCUCGUCCCCGGAUGGACUAAGCCCAUCAUCAUCGGUCGUCAUGCUUUCGGUGACCAGUACCGUGCUACCGACCGUGUGAUCCCUGGGCCUGGCAAGCUUGAGCUCGUCUACACCCCCGAGGGCGGCCAGCCUGAGGCUAUCAAGGUCUUUGAUUUCCCUGGCGGUGGUGUUACCCAGACUCAGUACAACACCGAUGAGUCGAUUCGCGGCUUCGCCCACGCCAGUUUCAAGCUUGCCUUGACUAAGGGCCUUCCUCUCUACAUGAGCACCAAGAACACUAUUCUGAAGAAGUACGAUGGCCGCUUCAAGGACAUCUUCCAAGAGAUCUUCGAGUCCGACUACAAGAAGGAAUUUGAUGCCAAGGGCAUCUGGUACGAGCACCGUCUCAUUGAUGACAUGGUCGCUCAAAUGAUCAAGAGCGAGGGUGGUUUCAUCAUGGCUUUGAAGAACUACGAUGGUGACGUUCAGUCCGACAUUGUUGCCCAGGGCUUCGGCUCCCUGGGUCUGAUGACCUCCACACUCAUCACCCCUGACGGCCAGGCCUUUGAGUCUGAAGCUGCCCACGGCACCGUCACCCGUCACUACCGCGAGCACCAGAAGGGCCGCGAGACCUCCACCAACCCCAUUGCCUCCAUCUUCGCCUGGACCCGUGGUCUUAUCCAGCGUGGUAAGCUCGACGAAACCCCCGACGUUGUCAAGUUCGCCGAGGAGCUCGAGCGCGCUUGUAUCGAUGUUGUCAACGAGGAGGGUAUCAUGACCAAGGACCUUGCUCUGUCCUGCGGCCGCAAGGAGCGCGACGCGUGGGUUACCACCCGCGAGUACAUGGCUGCCGUCGAGCGCCGACUCAGGGCAAACUUGAAGGCCCGUCUAUAGAUAUAUCAUGAUCUAGCGUUUUGCUUACUUUUAUUGUCGCAUUUCUAAAAUAUCACGAUACCUAUUCAUGACGACUGCGUUGGCUAGAUUCUAGCUAGAGUUAUUGGGUCCAAGAUAGGAACAUUUGACUA
Aspergillus nidulans FGSC A4 is the source of this 1934-nucleotide messenger RNA. RefSeq names its product isocitrate dehydrogenase (NADP(+)) idpA. The record is from RefSeq and is a predicted model, not a curated record. NCBI's taxonomy places the organism in Eukaryota, Fungi, Ascomycota, Eurotiomycetes, Eurotiales, Aspergillaceae. Gene Ontology annotation, biological process: isocitrate metabolic process. Gene Ontology annotation, molecular function: isocitrate dehydrogenase (NADP+) activity; oxidoreductase activity, acting on the CH-OH group of donors, NAD or NADP as acceptor; NAD binding. The transcript is spliced from 8 exons. Bases 322 to 1803 code for a protein of 493 amino acids.